Molecule: messenger RNA, 6129 nt
Organism: Acanthoscelides obtectus
Lineage: Eukaryota; Metazoa; Arthropoda; Insecta; Coleoptera; Chrysomelidae
Source: the annotation of a GenBank genome assembly
UUAGGUUGCCUGCAUGCACAUUUUCGAGCCAUCUAUGACAGAAACGGAACAUCACAACUAUUGCAUUACUUAUAUUUAAGAUAUCUAUAGGGAGUAAUUCAAGGCGAAGUUAGUAGGAGUACUAAUCGGUAGAUGCCACAUGCAUGCGUAAUUCCUGCGCCAUCUACGGACUGUUAACCAAACUCCAUAACUACUGAAUUAAUUGCAAUAAAGAAAUCUACAGUAGGCUACUUUAUCCAUUCUUUGUUCAUAUUCACACUACUAGAUGUCGCUAGCAGGUACAGUGUCGCCAUCUAUGCGCUGGCAACGUUGCAGAUAGAUGUAGAAUCUGAAUUUCCAAAGUUCGACAGGCCAUUGCGUUUUCGCAAACGAGAAACGAAUUUCGCAAGGCACUAGGUGGAAAGUGCUGGAUAAUAAAAAAGACAACAAAAACGAUAAGUUAGUUAGUUGUUAGGUAGUGGAAGAAUCUCAAAUUAGGCGUAAAGACAAUGAAUAUCCUACGUUCACUAGUGCUGGUUUGCUGUGUCAUAGCUGCAUAUUCCGCUGACAGUCCUCCAGCAACUCACAAAGACAUUGCACCAGCACCGGUACAAUUACCAGAGCAUCUAGAACCUCCUCGUCCAGCUGCAGCAGACGACAAUGUUCACCCAAAACCGCACCCCAAAAGUUCAACACUCCCUCCUACAACCCACGAACCUACUCCAUCUUCACCUAAAACCAGCAGCUCCCCCGCACCCACUACAACACCAAAAAGUACCACGACUCCUUCCGUCACGCCUAAAACCAGCACAGCACCGCCUAUUACACACCCCACCACACCUAAAACAACCGUGACUCCGCCCACAACCACCAAGGCCCCUCCCACGCCCGCUCCGGCGCCAAAACCGGAAGUAGGCAAUUGGUCGGUGGGGUAUCCGGACUCGAACAAGAGCUGUAUCGUCAUGAUGGCCGAGAUUCAGCUGGAACUGGUUUGGACGGAGAAGAACAAGACGAUGAAUCAGACCUGGGUGGUGCCCAAGAAUGCCGAAGCUACUGGUGCGUGCGGUAACGAGACUCAGUGGAUUCUCCUGCAAUGGGGCCAGAACAAGACCAGCCAGCUCCACCUGGAUUUUGUUAAAACCAAAGAUAAGAAAUUUGAGGUGCAAAACGUUACCGCAUCUAUCAAUGUCACCUUACCCGAUCAAGGUCCAAAUGUUUGGAAUUUCUCGUUGGUCAACCAGACCGACUUCCCGACACCGCUGCAGAUGUCUUACAAAUGCAUGAAGGAGCAGACGCUGAAAUUGAAAGCUGAUAAAACAAACUCGACCUUUGUCAAUCUCAAACUGAGCCAUGUGCAAAUGCAAGCUUUCAUGAACAGCACUAGUGAUAAAUUUGAUUCAGCUCUUGACUGCGAGGGAUCGGUGGUGAACGACACAGUACCGAUCGUUGUGGGCAGCAUCCUGAUAGUGAUGAUCCUGAUGAUCCUUGCGGCGUACCUGCUGAGCAGAAGACGGUGCCAGGCGCGCGGCUACCUCUCAAUGUGAGUCACCACAUAAUCACACUCCUCCUCUUCCUCCAAGUCAAACAGUCUUUUUGGCCUACAGUGAUACGUUAGCCUCCUUUGCGUCUCGUCCCAGGGUGUUCAUUUGUUACAUUUCAGCUGUUUUAUUGUAAGAAUCUGAUACAUACCAAGGUUUAAGAUCAGACGUUUAUCUAUCAUGCAUGGCUAGAUAAAUUAUAGAUCAGCUUAUAAUAACCGAAUGUGGCACUAAAGUAACUUGCCAUAGUAAUGAUUGUAUUAUUCUUUCAAGAUAUGUAUCAUAAGCCCUAACUUGCCAUUUAAAGAUGUGAGGUGCGAGCGUGUUAAAGAACCCCGCAGUUUUCUUGUGGAAAAUUGUUUUUUGUUCUAUUAGUUGAAAUUCGGCAUAGAGGUAGUUUUCGAUAUGGCGAUCAAAUGUUCUAAUGGGUCCAACCCUCUGAAACACCUCCCAAGCCCCUACAGAACCCAGGAGCUAUUGAUACGGGAAGACAAUACUUUUUAUCUACAUAUAUUUUUCACGCUCAGCAGUACCCAUCGCUCUAUUAUUUCUAGAUUCAAAAAACAUUCCUUAUUUCGAAAAUCUAUGCUUACUGCUCUCUAAAGAUAGAAUGAUCUCUAUCUCUGUAUCUUUUGGUAUCGAAACGGCGAUCUGGCUAUGAAAACGAAUUUCGAAUGGAUGUAUUGUAUGGUUAUCCAUUUAGGUCGGACGGAACGCUGAACGCCGGACGCCUCAUAUGUUAAAAUUACAUACAAAGUACGCUGAAAAACAUAACCCUACUUCCGAUGCAGUCGGGUAAUGAAUGUUAAAAUUUUGAACACUCUGUAUGAGACGCAUCGGUAGAUUUCCGCUACCACUCCAAAGUUCGCAAUAGGGGAGGCGACGUUGCUUAAAUGUGGUGGAGCUAAUCUCGAAGGGAAGUGUAUUUCAAAAAUUGUCUCUGAUAGGGAAAGUAAGGAAAUUUUGUCAAGUCCUUGGAUUAUGCGCAGGGUAAAAUUUUUGUUUUGGUUUCUGAAGGUUAUGAAGCGGUUUAUGAGCAAAUAUCACGGAAGUUUUACAACAAUUAGAUGAAAUUAACCUCCUUGUAUAUGGAAUUACGAGAAGGAUUUAUAAAAGAGUGGAUUAUUCAUAGUUUUCAUAACGGAACAUUUUUCCAACGGUUUAGGACCAAUAAAGGACUUGUUCUUUUGUCUCCAAGUGAGAGCAUGUUGUUUUGUUUUCUAUUAUACGUUUAUUUUCGGCAACAAAGAUUUUUCUUGUACGGAAAAAUUGGGUUUUUUUUAGCAGCAGAACUCAUAAUUAACACAAAUCUGUGAUAACGAAUAUUUUACAUAUUGGGAUUUUUGACAUGGAGAUAUGACAGCACAGAAGUAGAAACCUCAUGAUUGCAAAGUCAAUUCAAUCUAAGGUGUACCUUAAAGAUAAGCUUCACUUUGCUAAGUGGAAUGUUCGAGGAAGGACGUGACAGAAUUACCUGAUUUCCUCUACAUCAAUCUUGAUGCAAACAUUUCGAGAACCAUGAAAAUCCUAUUGCAAAAUUUCGGUUAAUUUUUCUAUAACUUCCCUUUUUGAGAUUAGCAACAACUAUGAGGUGUUAAAUUGUAUACAUUUUUUUUUUGUUUAGCUUUAUGUGCUGGUUUUCUUUUGUGUUUUGAGACAAGUUUAUCAGCCUCAAUUUUAUAGUUUAUCCUACGUUUUGCUCAGCUGAUGUUUAUAUGAAUAUUGUGCUGAUAAGCCCGUCUUCUAUUGUAGUUUCAAUUGUCUUAAUAUAUUUUUUCGGGAUUUCUUUGAUUUUUUAGUAAUUCUGACCCUUGUCCCUCUAACUAAUACGUCAUUGCAUUAUUAACACACAAAAAAACAGGCUAUUCAACCAGAUUUAUGAGGCUUAAUUUGUUGCUUAAAUUCAAGUGUAUCAUAAUGCCUAAUCUAUACGUAAUCAUUGAAUGUAGAUCUAAUAUUAGGUAAUGCAUAUAGCUCAUGUGUUUAGUUAGUUCGGUGUCAGUUUUAUGCAUCAUUGAUCAGACUUUUCAACAUAGUUGAAAACAACUUCUUUACAAUACCUUUGGACUUUAUAUUCAUCGGAAACAUCGCGUUCAAAAAAUAGUUUUAAUAUUGUUUUUUACCAAGUGCAAUUUGCUUUGAAAAACAUGAUAAUUAACUUAGACUAAAUGUAAAGUGUCUUAAACUUAGUUGUUAGUUAAAUAAAUGAAAAUAAGGGACUGCUAAUUGGGAUAUAAGCAAUUCGAUAUCAUAUAUUACAAUCUUUGAUAAUUUUUUUUUUUGAUGUGGGUGCUAGAAAGUAUUUUAAUGAGUAAGAGUUGAAAAAUAAGGCCUGUAAUUUGAACAAUAUUCUAUUAAUAAGGCGAAAUACAUUUACAUUUUACGCCUGCACAAAUACACAUCAACUUUUUUUUGUGGCCAUUCGUCAUAGUUAUUCAGAGGGUUUUUCUUUUCAGCGUUCAUAGAUUCUGAUAUAACUGACGUGCAAACCUUUCUUUAACGGCAUAAAAAUAUUUUUUUGACAUUCUUUUUGUAGAAGUAAAUGACGAUGAAAUAAUAAUAUUGGAGGAAGCUUUAAAUAUAUAUUCAAGUAACAAAAAAAAAUCAUAAAGAAUAUUCAAAAAUGAAGCACCGCAGCAUUUUUCUCGAAACGCUAUUUUCUUUAGCAUAUCGCUAACAAAUAUCUUUUCACUGAAAUUAUUCACAGUAUCUUGAAAAUAAACUCAAUUCACAAACUCAUCAACCAUAAAAAAAUCGAUAUUUUAAAAAUCACGUAUUUCUUUAGCAAUAAACAUUAAUAGGUUGUUUUUAAUUUUUCCUGCUCAGCAGCAACAUUGUGCAUACGAUUCUGUCAUUCACAAAAAUCGUCGCGGUUCAUGAAUUUUUAAAUAUUUUUUUAAAAUUUAAAAUUAUUUUGUUACUUCACUAUAUCCUCCAUUAUUUCCUCCAAUACUAUUAUUUUGUUUGCCGUUAUAACGGUAAAGUGCGGUAAAUAAUUUUCCGAGUAGUUUAUUAAUAAAAAACAAAUAUUUUUAAAUCAUACACACCAGAGAAGAAGUUUCUGUACCCUGGCUUAUUGUACUCUUUGUUAAUCUGCUUGCUACUGAAUUGUGUAGAGUGUUUGUCUCAAAUUUCCUAUUCUGUGAUAUGUUGUGCUUUGUACGCCGUGUCACAGAAUAGGUUUAUUUUUUGUGUGAUAUACUUUGACUAUUAAAAACACGAGGCUUUAAAGAAAAAACUGACAGUUCACUGGAUAUUGUACGGAAUUUUCAUGACACAAUAUCUGACAGCUUCUUUCUAAAAAACGUAAAAUUUGCUAGGCAUGGGCUUAUAUUAACAUAUCCUAUUUGAAGAUAGUCAUCGUAAUAUUGUAGUCCCGCGUCCAAAAAUGCUCAGAAAUAAAAUAAGAUAUCGUCGCGUCAUCUACGAGAAUUUGUCAUAACUAUGCAUGUAAUCCAAACAUCGGUUGUUUGUUUUUAUUUACGCCUAUAUUUCUACAGAAAGCCACCAUUGACCUUAUUUUAAACGUAUGCGCUAUAAAAUUACGAGUAUUAUUUAAUAAAAAAUGGAAAAAAUACGCGGUAAAUUUAAAAUGUCUAAACGCAACGGUAAUGACGUGGGCAGCCACACCUUGUUUUCAGUCAUUGAUCGCCAACCUAUCAGUUUGAUCAGUCCCCAAAAAUUGGCAGCAAACUUGUUGCCGACAAGAGGUCAAUUUUGCCUCACAGACAACGUCGGAAAAACAACAAACAAAAGAAAAAACCUUCCAAAUCUUCUCAGCAAAUUAACCAAACAAAAACGACAGAACAUGAGUUGUGACGUCACUGUGAAGAGCGCGGAAAAUGCUGCGUUUAAAUAAAUAUUUAAUUAAAACAAAAUACAGACAUUUCCAUGAAUGGAAUAUGUGUUAACGAAAGUAAUCGGCAUUCACAAAAAUAAGAAGCUUAUUUCCUAUUAGGAAUGUACUGAACAGGUCAGUUAUAGAUGCCGCUAUAUGCCCAUAUAGUUAAGCUACAGCACCAUCUCUGGGACUUUAAUUUAUAACUAUAUAUAACACAUAGUUGUGACAAACUCUCAUAGACGACUCCAAGAUAUCUAAUGUCGGUUAAUUUCUUAGGCGCGAUUUGUGACUUGUUCUACAACAAACGAGUAUUCCUGUCCACAUAUUUCUAUCCUUACUUGUUAAGUAUGCUUCACGUUUUAACGUUUGAUUAGCACUUCAUUGAUAGUGGAUAGUGUAGUGCAAAAAAGGCAUUAUAACGGUUGACUAAACUCAGUUUCGUGUCUGAAAAGCCUCGUUUUUUUUCGUAAGUCCUAAUUUUAAUCGGUCCUGUUUGUUUUAGAUAACAUCAGAGGACCUAAGUAUGAUUAUCUACUCUGGUGUGUCAUGCAAAAUAAAUUCAUUGUUUCGACUUCUGUCAUUUCAACAUCUUCUGUAUAAAGUUUGUACAUUAUUUCACGAAGUUCAGAAAUAUUCAUUGGUUUGAUGAUGUUUUUCAAUCAUUGUUAUAUUCGGAUUCGAUAAAAACGUGGUAAAGGCUGUGAAAGCUGUAAACUUGUGUAUUUGCGCAAGAUUGUAAUUAUUUUAGAAGAAUAAAUAAUGUGGGAUAAA